AUGUUCAAGGACGAAGUACCAGCUCAAAGUCGAAGGAGCAAACCAUAUGCAGCGAUAAAUGGUACGUUAAACUGGCUACGAUCAGACCUAGAUAUCGCCAAUCUCCCGAACCAAGUGACCGGUUCAAAGGGAUCGCAACAACAGGUCAAUAUGGGAGUCAUCAUCAUCUCAGACGUCAAAACAAUGCGAAAAAAACCGGAACAAACUAAAGUCGGUUCAGCUGCUAACAGAAGUUCAAGGAGAAGCCUGAUUGAAAAGUCGGUUCUACUUCGCUAUGGCGACACAGAUCCACUAACCAUCUUUUCCGCCUAUGGUCAUUCGGAUCGCACCACCGUCAUUAUCGCUGCCUACGGUUACAUGAUGUAG
Haemonchus placei is the source of this 366-nucleotide messenger RNA. Lineage: Eukaryota; Metazoa; Nematoda; Chromadorea; Rhabditida; Trichostrongylidae. The record is from the annotation of a GenBank genome assembly.